AUGAAGAGCCUAGUCGUCCAAGUCCUUACCGGACGGUGGUUCAUGGUGUUCGCCUCCUUCCUCAUCAUGUCCGCCGCCGGCGCCACCUACAUGUUCGGCCUCUACUCCACCGACAUAAAAUACUCCCUCGGCUACGACCAAACCACCCUCAACUUGCUCAGCUUCUUCAAGGCCCUCGGCGCCAGCGUUGGCGUACUCUCCGGCCUCAUCAACGAGGUUUCGCCGCCGUGGGUGGUGCUCUCAAUGAGUGCAGUACUUAACUUCUUCGGCUACUUCAUGGUCUGGCUAGCAGUAACCAAAAAAAUUUCAACACCCCAAGUUUGGCAGAUGUGUUUGUACAUAUGUAUCGGAGCAAACUCUCAGCCUUUCGCUAACACCGGAGCUCUGGUCACCUGCGUCAAGAACUUCCCGGAGAGCCGAGGCGUCGUGUUGGGUCUUCUCACAGGUUUUGCGGGUCUAAGUGGAGCGAUCAUAACCCAACUAUUCCAUGCAGUUUAUGAUAAUGACACAAAAUCUCUCAUUCUGAUGAUCGGAUGGUUGCCGGCGGCGAUCUCGNGGUUUUGUGGGUCUAAGUGGUUUCGUUUUUCUCAGAGUGAGUAUGGUGGUAGUGCAGCCACAGUUCUGAUCUUGCUCUUUUUACCUCUAGCUGUUGUUAUAAGAGAAGAGUAUUAUCUAUGGAAGAAGAAGAAAGAAGCCAUGGAUAAUCUUUCCCAGCUGAAGAUCACAACAGAGUUGCCGAACACCGAGACUACGUUGCCUCCGCCACCAGCACCGUCGUCGUCUUCCACCGCCGCUACUGAACUACCCAGUUCCCCAAAGGAAGAAGCUUCUUGCUUCAAAACAAUUUUCCAGCCACCUAAUAGAGGCGAUGACUUCACUAUCCUUCAAGCACUCUUCAGCAUCGAUAUGCUGAUUCUCUUCCUAACAACAAUCUGCGGAGUCGGCGGGACAUUGACGGCCAUAGACAACUUGGGUCAGAUCGGAACUUCUCUCAGAUACCCAACUCGAAGCAUUAGUACUUUCGUCUCUCUCAUCAGUAUUUGGAACUACCUCGGAAGAGUAGUCGCCGGUUUCGUCUCCGAAAUCAUGUUAACCAGAUACCAAUUCCCUCGGCCAUUGUUGCUUACAAUGACCCUUGUUCUCUCAUGUGUUGGUCACCUUCUCAUAGCCUUUGGUGUCCCAAAUUCUCUCUACGUCGCCUCAGUAAUAAUUGGUUUUUGCUUUGGAGCACAAUGGCCGUUGCUUUUCGCCAUCAUAUCUGAGCUUUUCGGACUAAAAUACUACUCCACACUCUACAAUUUCGGCUCAGUGGCGAGCCCAAUUGGGUCGUAUAUACUCAACGUGAGGGUUGCUGGACAUUUGUACGAUAAGGAGUCGAACAAACAGAUGAGAGCUUUGGGACUCGCUAGGAAGCCUGGACUAGGAAGUUUUAUAAGAGUGACAUUUACAAGAGAGGAGGCGCAAGCAGCUGAGACACAGAUGGCACUGGCGGAGAACGGCAUCAUCGUCCGAUCAUCAUUGGGACGAAGGGGGGUUGAAGAUUGA
Molecule: messenger RNA, 1545 nt
Organism: Ilex paraguariensis (yerba mate)
Lineage: Eukaryota; Viridiplantae; Streptophyta; Magnoliopsida; Aquifoliales; Aquifoliaceae
Source: the annotation of a GenBank genome assembly